CUGAGGUCAUGUGAUUCCUCUUUUUUUUUUUCUUCUUCUCCUCUGAAGUUGAAAAGCAGGAGCAGAGCGGUGGAGGGGCCCAGUUCGUCUUCCUGCUGACCGUGGAUGCAUCAGCGUCGUCUUUUUCCUUUCCACACACUGUUGUUUGUGUCACUCGUGUGAUAUUUUUUUUCUCUGUGUGUUUUUUCCUCCAGCCUUUGAUUCACGAUGGCGGGGGCUAUCAUUGAGAAUAUGAGCACCAAAAAGUUGGUGAUAAUGGGAGUUACUCUUCUUUUGUUUCAGGCGUUAGCCUUCAUGGUCGGCGGUUUAAUUGCUCCCAGCCCCACUACAGCAGUCCACUACUUGGCCACCAAAUGUGUGGACAAAAUCAAGCACCAAGAGGAAUCAAAAUGGUUCAUGCCUUGGGGUCAUGACCAAUGUGAGAAGAUCAGGACCUUUGAUGAGGCUGUGGCCAAAAGGAUUGAAGCCAACAACAUUGUGUUUGCCAUUCACAUCCCUCUGCCCCAGAAGGAGAUGAGCCCCUGGUUCCAGUUUAUGCUGGUUAUCCUGCAGUUUGACAUUGCCUUUAAGAUGUACAACCAGAUAGACGAUGGCGCGAUGGCCAGUCUCGACGUGCGUCUGGCUUACAGAGACGACACAGUGAGUGACUGGACGGAGAUGGCUCACUCCUUUGAACUGAGGAAACUUAGCUGCAACUUUACCACUAUCAAGAACUUUGAGAAUGAGGGACGUUACUACGAGUGUGACCUGCUGCCCUUCAUGGAGAUUGGCAGUGUGGCCCACAAGUACUACCUUCUCAACAUCCGCUUGCCUGUCAAUGAGCGCAGGAAGGUUAACGUUGGGAUCGGUGAAAUCAAAGACAUUCGCCUUGUUAGCAUCCACCAGAACGGAGGCUUUACAAAGGUUUGGUUUGCAAUGAAGACAUUCCUCACACCCAGCAUCCUCAUUAUCAUGAUAUGGUACUGGAGACGCAUCAUGCUCAUGAGCAGACCUCCUGUGCUGCUGGAGAAGGUUAUUCUUGCACUGGGAAUUUCGAUGACGUUCAUCAACAUUCCAGUGGAGUGGUUCUCUAUUGGCUUCAACUGGACCUGGAUGCUGCUUUUCGGAGACAUCAGGCAGGGUAUCUUCUACUCCAUGCUGCUCUCCUUCUGGAUCAUUUUCUGUGGGGAGCACCUCAUGGACCAGACGGAGAGAAACCGUUUCUCCGUUUACUGGAAGCAGGUGGGACCCAUCGUCUUUGGCUCCUUCUGCCUUUUUAUCUUUGACAUGUGUGAGAGAGGUGUCCAGCUGACGAACCCUUUCUACAGUAUCUGGGCAUCUGAUGUAGGAACUGAACUGGCUAUGGCAUUCAUAAUUGUGGCAGGGAUUUGUGCCUGUCUCUACUUCCUCUUCCUCUGCUUCAUGGUUUUCCAAGUCUUCCGGAAUAUCAGUGGAAAGAGGACGUCCCUGCCUGCCAUGUCCAAGGCAAGACGGUUGCACUAUGAGGGUCUGAUUUUCAGGUUCAAGUUCCUCAUGUUGGUCACACUGACCUGUGCUGCCAUGACGGUCAUCUUCUUCAUCAUCAGUCAGGUGAAUGAGGGUCACUGGCACUGGGGAGAGCACACGGUGCAGGUGAACAGUGCCUUCUUCACUGGUAUCUACGGCAUGUGGAAUCUGUACGUGUUUGCCAUCAUGUUCCUCUACGCGCCUUCUCACAAACGCUAUGGCGAUGAGCGGUCAAGUGGUCAGUGCAUCACCGGAGAUGCUGGAGCAAACAGUGGGGAAGACAUCCAGCUGACUACAACCAUCACUCACGUCGAUGGUCCCACUGAAAUCUACAAGCUCACUGGCAAAGAGGCCCAUGAAUAGAUUUCGCAGGUUAUUGAGACUCUCCUCCAUUACCUACUGAUCCCCUCCCUUAUAUUUAAUCCAAGGGGCUUUUCUCUUUACAUUGUCUGGCACUGAAAUGGCAACUGUCCACCGUGCAUGUAUUCACCAGUUCCACUUUUUUUUUCUACCCCUCCUCCUAACACCAGACCCUCAGGUGUAUGACUUGAUACGUUUCACCCUCCUCCUAAAUUCCCUUUUGUAUCUCUACAGUCUAAAUAUAAUCAACACUCAAAUUUGUCCUUUUCAUUUCAUGGUGGAUUUCGUCCCCCCUCAUUUCAUACUUUAUGUAAAAUAUGUCGUAUUUAUAAAUGUUGCACAAUGCUUUUGACACCAAGUCAGGUACUGAAAAGCUGCUUUAUGAACAGAUUCGAGUGUCAAGAAAACGUUCUGCGGAGGUCCCACUUGUGUUUUCAGGAACAGUGUGCUUAAACUGACUGGUUUAUAAAGACCUGUGCUUCUGACCAAGAUGGACAAUGGAAAGUUUGUGGAUAUUAUUCAUCCACUCCUUUUGAUUUUCUGCUUUUAUUACUUGUUCUCUUUUCAGAAAAGGCAUUUAAAGCCCAACACACAUACACUCUUCCAUAGAAAGUAGAUGACCUGGAGUGCUGCUGUCGAUCUUAGUUUUGCAAGUGGGCUUUCUUUAUUCUUUUUUAUAAGUCAUUGGGGGAAAUGUACAGACCACAUAGCCACUUUGGGUCAUGCGUACUGUACGUUCAUUAUGUUACAAUGUAGAUAUCUAUUUUUUAUAAAGUGCUUAUUUUCAACCUCACACAAUAUAUGCAUCAAGCUCUACCAAUGUUUUAGAAAUUGACUGUAGCCUAUUACACACUGUUCUUAGUUCUGUUUUGCUUACUAUGCUAAUUUAAAUAAAAAAAAAACUUUUACUUAA
Messenger RNA from Solea solea (common sole), 2758 nucleotides. It is a transcript of the gene wls, whose product is annotated as Wnt ligand secretion mediator. Gene Ontology annotation, cellular component: endomembrane system; organelle membrane. Lineage: Eukaryota; Metazoa; Chordata; Actinopteri; Pleuronectiformes; Soleidae. The record is from RefSeq and is a predicted model, not a curated record. Gene Ontology annotation, biological process: Wnt signaling pathway; intracellular protein transport; Wnt protein secretion. Gene Ontology annotation, molecular function: Wnt-protein binding. The transcript is spliced from 12 exons. The coding region runs from base 208 to 1848 and encodes 546 amino acids.